This is a messenger RNA of Linum trigynum, 2640 nucleotides long. The record is from the annotation of a GenBank genome assembly. NCBI's taxonomy places the organism in Eukaryota, Viridiplantae, Streptophyta, Magnoliopsida, Malpighiales, Linaceae.
AUGGCUGCAACAGGAGGAGCAAUGCUCCUCCUCUUCUUUAUAUCGUUGACCUCUUUCCUAUACUUCGCGAUUGUACAUGCCAACUUCUUCGAGCCUUUCAAUGUCACCUAUGACCACCGGGCUAUAAUCAUCGGCGGCAAGCGUCGGAUGCUCAUCUCCGCCGGAAUCCACUACCCUCGCGCCACUCCUCAAAUGUGGCCGGACCUGAUUGCAAAGAGCAAGGAAGGCGGGGCAGAUGUGAUCCAGACAUAUGUGUUUUGGGGCGGGCACGAGCCGGUUAAAGGACAGUAUAACUUUGAAGGGAAUUUUGAUCUCGUCAAGUUUGUGAAGCUAGUGGGAGCCAGUGGACUCUACUUUCAUCUUCGCAUUGGUCCUUAUGUUUGUGCAGAGUGGAACUUUGGGGGCUUUCCUGUGUGGCUACGUGACAUCCCAGGCAUAGCAUUUCGAACAGACAAUGCUCCUUUCAAGGAGGAAAUGCAACGGUUUGUUACUAUGAUAGUGGAUCUGAUGAGAAAGGAAAUGCUAUUCGCUUGGCAAGGUGGUCCAAUCAUCAUGUUACAGAUAGAAAAUGAAUACGGAAACAUAGAAAACUCAUUUGGUCCUGGGGGCAAGAGAUACAUGCAAUGGGCAGCUAAGAUGGCUUUGGGACUUGGUGCUGGUGUUCCAUGGGUGAUGUGCAAGCAAACUGAUGCGCCUGAAAAUAUUAUUGAUGCAUGUAAUGAUUACUACUGUGACGGUUUUAAACCCAAUUCCCCUAACAAGCCAGUUCUUUGGACAGAGAAUUGGGAUGGAUGGUACACGGAAUGGGGUGAGGGCCUUCCACAUCGGCCAGUUGAAGACCUUGCCUUUGCAGUUGCACGAUUCUUCCAACGUGGAGGGAGCUUCCAAAAUUAUUAUAUGUAUUUUGGUGGAACGAACUUUGGUCGGACAUCAGGAGGGCCGUUCUAUAUAACCAGCUAUGAUUAUGAUGCCCCAUUGGAUGAGUAUGGUCUUCUAAGAGAGCCCAAAUGGGGCCACUUGAAAGAACUUCAUGCUGCUAUAAAGCUUUGUGAACCUGCUUUAACUGCCACAGAUUCUCCUAAGUACAUAAACUGGGGCUCAUGGGCUCAAGAGGCACAUGUUUAUGAAAAUCAAAGCUGGUGUGCUGCAUUCCUUGCGAAUAUUGAUGAACACAAGACGGUAACUGUUUCGUUCCGUGGCCAGUCUUAUGCUUUACCACCAUGGUCAGUGAGUGUACUACCAGAUUGCAAGAAUGUUGUGUUCAACACCGCCAAGGUCACGGCGCAAACUUCCAUAAAAAGUGUGGAGCUUGCUUUGUCUAUGGCUCCAGGUAUCUCCAGUCCUCGGCAUUCCGUGGCUGAGGAAGGGUCACUUAUGUCAGGGUCCUGGUUAGUUGUGAAAGAGCCAAUUACUAUCUGGAGUGAGAAUAAUUUCACUACUAAAGGCAUCCUGGAGCACCUGAACGUGACAAAGGACCAAUCUGACUACCUGUGGUAUUUCACCAGACUUUUUGUUUCAGAUGAUGAUGUUGCAUUCUGGGCGGAAAACCAAGUGACUCCUGCCAUAACAAUAGAUAGUAUGCGUGAUGUUUUACGGAUAUUCAUCAACGGACAGCUUACUGGCAGUACUACUGGUAAGUGGGUUAAGGUGUCCCAGCCAGUCAAGCUUCAAAAAGGAUACAAUGAUGUAGUGCUGUUAUCUCAGACUAUGGGUUUGCAGAAUUAUGGUGCCUUCUUAGAGAGAGAUGGAGCAGGAUUUAGAGGAAAAACUAAGAUUACUGGAUUUAAAGAUGGAGAUAUAGACCUCUCAAGCUUGUUCUGGACUCACCAGGUUGGGCUCAAGGGGGAGUUCUCAAAAUUAUACUCAAAAGAGGGCAAUGAGGAAUCAGAAUGGAGCAAUUUGACGCCUGAUGCAAUCCCAUCCACUUUCACCUGGUACAAGACUUACUUUGAUGCACCAGCUGGGACUGAUCCAGUUGCACUUGAUUUGGGAAGCAUGGGAAAGGGCCAGGCAUGGGUGAACGGACACCACAUCGGAAGAUAUUGGACCAUUGUUUCUCCUAAAAACGGAUGCCAAUCCUGCAAUUACGCUGGAGCAUACAGACCAGAGAAAUGCAGAACAAACUGUGGGAAUCCCACUCAGACAUGGUACCACGUCCCACGCUCAUGGCUCCGAGAAUCAAACAGCAACUCGCUCGUACUGUUUGAGGAAACAGGAGGCAAUCCAUUUGGGGUUUCAGUGAACGUACGAUCCUCUCGAACUGUAUGUGGCAGCGUCUCGGAGUCCGACUAUCCACCUGUCGCGAAGUGGUCUUGUCCAAGCUCUGUUGAUGGACAGAUCUCAAUCACAGACGGAGCACCAGAAGUGCAUAUACGGUGCCAGGAAGGCUACACAAUCUCCUCCAUAGAAUUCGCUAGCUACGGAACUCCCAAGGGCAGCUGCCAGAGCUUUUCGCGUGGCAGCUGCCAUGCGGCUAGCUCUGCUUUAUUGGUUUCCGAGGCAUGCCGGGGGAAAAACAAGUGCCACAUUGAGGUUUCUAAUUCCGUGUUCGGGGAUCCAUGCCCUAGGGUUACCAAGACAUUGGCCGUGGAGGCAAGAUGCGAAUCAUCAUCUGCCUCUUCUUCUGUGGCUGAGUUUUGA